This is a messenger RNA of Macrosiphum euphorbiae (potato aphid), 1845 nucleotides long. Lineage: Eukaryota; Metazoa; Arthropoda; Insecta; Hemiptera; Aphididae. The record is from the annotation of a GenBank genome assembly.
AUGGCCAUUAAUUCUGAACACGGUGGAUCUUCAGCAAAAAAUUGUUUUUUCCCCUGGGAAGUAAGACCUUAUCGAAUUUUGGAUACUGAAUGUUCAGGUGCUCAAAAACAAAAACAAAAUGUUGAAUAUCAUUCAGCCCUAAGACGUAGUUUAUUUUCUCAUAUGCCACCAUACAUAAGAUUUUCAUCACAUGAUAUUAAAGGUGAAUCAUUUCCAGUGUGUUUGAAAUGGUUAUUAAAGUGGAAAAUAAGUUCUACUACUCCAAUUGUUGUACGUCGGACAAUUCAAAACAGUGGUUUUAAACUCGAAAGGAGUGGUUUUAUAGUUCAACAUACAACUGAUCUUUCAGACAUAAGUAGUAAUCAAUCCAAUCAAAAUCCCAUCUCUUUACAAAAUCACUGUGGUGUUACACCUCCUGUAGUUGACACUUACUGUGGUGUAGCUUCUCCACCUAAUGAAUUCAUGAUGUUACCACGAUCCAAAUCGAAUGAUUGGGUGGGAACUUGGGAUAAACAAAUGAAAUCGUUAUGUUUCAAGACACUUUGGGAACAGCAAAAACUGAACCAUUUCCCAGGUACUUUUCAAAUUGGUCAUAAAGAUAGGUUGUGGAAAAAUUUGCAACGGUUAAUGUUAAAAUAUGGCAAAGAACAUUUUGGCUUUAUACCCACAUCAUAUAUAUUACCUCAAGAAGUUAGAAUUUUACGACGAGUUUGGGAGAAAAAUGAUCAAUACAAAUGGAUUAUUAAACCACCAGCAUCUGUUAGAGGAUCUGGAAUUCGUGUUAUAUCAAAAUGGUCUCAAAUACCAAGGAAUAUACCUUUAGUUGUACAAAGGUACAUAGAUAAUCCAUAUUUAAUCAACGGCACCAAAUUUGAUUUAAGACUCUAUCAGGGGCGGAUUGGGGAGAGAUUUCGGCCAGGGAAAAUACAAAUUAAGUAUUCAUCUGAUCUUACCACUAUAUCUGAUAGAUAUAUGCAUUUGACAAAUUACAGCAUUAACAGACUUAGUAGUCAGUAUACUGAAAACGAAGAUGCUGAUGCAUGUCAAGGUCAUAAAUGGACGUUACGUUCACUAUGGACGUAUAUGGAGAAUGAACGCAAGAUUGAUGUUAAACAAUUAUGGAAGAGCUUAGAAGAUCUAGUUGUAAAAACGGUCAUUAGUGGUGAAUCACCUAUGAGUCAAAUGUGUAGUUCAAAUCUGAGCAAUAGAUAUAACGCAUAUGAGUUAUUUGGAAUAGAUGUUUUGUUUGAUGAAUAUCUUAAACCUUGGAUAUUAGAGGUAAAUAUAUCUCCUUCAUUACAUUCAUCUUCUCCACUUGACUUGGCUGUCAAAGGACCAUUAGUCAAAGAUCUCCUGAAUAUGGCUGGUUAUCAUAUCCCAAACAAUAUGGACCAUAAUACACAUUAUUAUUUACGCAAGGUGUUAGGAGUCAAAUCAACACUAUGUUAUGACAAGAGAUUAUAUACAUUGAAUUUAUCUGCUAAAGAAAAAGAAAAACAAGAAUAUUAUACAAAUAUUGAAUCUAGAGAAGAAUAUAUUGAUAGCAUAUUGGAAGAUCUAUUACCAGAUGAUAUUCGACAUCUUAUUGUGUAUGAAGAUGAACUUACACAAGUUGGCUCAUUUCAGAAAGUAUUUCCAACCACUUCAUCUUUUAAAUAUCAUAAAUACUUCAAUAGCUCCAGAUAUUAUAAUAUGCUUCUUGAUGCAUGGGAAUGUAAAUAUAGUAACAACAGAGGAGAAGGUAUUACUGUGCUAGAAAAGUUAUGCCAGUUAAAAAUUCACCUGGAAGUGCCAGACAUUGAUGAAGAAGAAGGAAAAGUAACACAUUCAAUUAUCAAAAUAUAA